Peniophora sp. CBMAI 1063 is the source of this 1926-nucleotide messenger RNA. NCBI's taxonomy places the organism in Eukaryota, Fungi, Basidiomycota, Agaricomycetes, Russulales, Peniophoraceae. The record is from the annotation of a GenBank genome assembly.
AUGUCGACUGUACCUGCCAGGAUUCGACGGCUUUCUGAGCCGUACUCGCCUCCACCUUCGCCAACAAUGAAAGCGUUGAGGAUUGGCAGUUUACACCGCUCUCCUGGGUCAGAAGACUCUCAUGUUCGACCUGUGCAUCCUGCCUAUGCAGCGCACAAACCGGCCACCGCGGUGGGACAUACAGACGAUCUAGAUCUGGAAGAUGAACUUGAGGACGACUACGAGCCUGAGCCAGCUUUGACUAGUGACGAUGCCACGGCACCUUCGUCAUCUCGUGCUCCUUCCCCUUCACUCUCGCCUGUCGACGAAAAUGCAUACAUAGAUGUUGUCACAUCUUCACCUCAAAGAGAAUCUUUUCUGCGAUCUUAUGCUCGUCCUACUACGCCGAUCACAAAACCAGAUCCUCGCGAUGAAGACGUCGCUGCCGUCUUACUUUCGCUGUCUUUCCCUCGAGUUGGGCCCUCUCCUCUUGUUACAGCCGUUCCUCCGCCUCCGCCGCGCCCGGAGUCUCCGAGUCCGCAUAGUGUGCUGCAAUCGCGUACCACGCCUGCGAUCUCUCGAAUCAAAGUCGAGAAGGAAGCCUCGAGGCGAUCAACGCCGCACCGGAUUUCUGCCGUCGAAGAGCAGCUGGACCGGCGGGCGCUUAUCGAUGUUCCAACUGAAGCCCGGGUGGCGGAGAUUCCACGCACACCCUCGCCGUUCAUCGAAAUUGUUGCAUCUCAGAGCCCGGCGGCUCCGGAGGAGGCUGAUAGCCCAACUUCAUCGCCUUUACAACAACUGUCCCCGCUCCCACCCUCCUCGCCGCUACCCGAAGAGGAGGAGGACGAAGAUGCGGCGGACAUUGACGUCGCCGAUGAGAGCGUCCUCUCGCGUAUGUCCUCCCCGCUCUCGCGGCUAUCCUCUAUUCCUCCCUCGCCGACAAUGGACCCGGAGCCUCUGCCUGCAGAUCUCGACCUUCCGCAAUUUGAGCUCCCAGCACGCGACCUGUCUCUAUCUCCCGAACCUAUGGUCAUGUCCCCGCUCUCGUCACCUCCGACGUCACGUCCGAGCUCUCCAGUCCAGUCCGAGAAAUCGCGGGCGUCUUCUCCCGUCCAGCCGAAUAAGCGCGAAGUGGAGAUUGUUCGCCCUGUGCACACGAAGCGCAAGCAGUCUACGCCCCCUCCCGAAUCCCCGCCGCGCAGAAAGCGAGCUCGUCGUGUCAUUCCGGACUCGAGUCCGGAACCGGAAUCAGACGUCGAGCCCGUUUCCAUGCAAGUCGAGAACGCGGUCGAGAGCGAUUUCGAAGAGCCCGAGCCUGCACCCGCCCCUGCGCCACGACAUGCGCGCGGAAAGACUUCCCGGGGAACGCGGAAUGCUACGCGCGCCUCGAAGCCUGCGAAAGGAAGCAGCAGGAUGAAGGCCGACGCGCCCAUGCACAUCGACGACCGAUCCGAUAAGCAGUGCCCUCACCCCGCGUUACCCAGUCUUAUCGUUGAGGCGUUCGCGUUAUCUCGGGCAACCUCGUUGCCCGCCACCGCAUUGUACGACGCGAUCCGAGCGUCUUACCCCGCGAUUGCCGGAUCCACGGCCUCAUCCACGCGUUCAGCGGCCGCCACAAACGAGCAAGAUUCGGCCACGCUUACACAGGGCAAUGUGGAAGAGGUUCUGCUCUGGGGAGCUGCGCGCGGCAUCUUCGAGCUCGUUCCGUCCUCGGGCGACGCCAUACCGCCAACCUUCUUUUACAUCCCUGAUGCGGAUUGGAGCAAGGAGCGUUCCGGAUUGCACUCUGCGCUCGGUGGACGUGUGGCGCGUGCAGGCAAGCGCGCGUAUAAGCAGUAUUACUGGAAGCCGGUGGUACUGCCGCGCGGCGGUGGAGCACGCUCUUCGCGAAAGCGAGAUCAAGACGACGAAGUUCGCAAAGGCUGGGAGGUGGACUGGGAAGAGUAA